AUGGAGAAUAUAGGUUUUACCGUACGAUUACUAGAUGUACCACAACAACAUGAUGAUAAUGAUAAUGAGGAGUAUGAUGAUCAUAAUAACACUUUAUAUAAUACUGAUAUGGCAUUCGAUACGAAGGUUGAUAAUAAUGAUUAUGAUGGCUCAAGAAAUAAUAUUAUGAAGUAUAGAAAUAGCGCCCCUAUUAUGAUGAUGAUGAACCCUGUUAUUAUUGCACGUCUUGGAUGGGAUCCAUUAGCUACUACUAUAGUAUUAUAUAGUCAUUAUGAUGUGAUAAUGAUAAGUGAAGGUAUGGAGGAAAGAGGUUCUACUGGUUUUCGAGAUGCUAUUAAAUGGGCUAUUAAUAAUAAUUGGAUAGGUCCUAAUGAGGUGUCUGCUGUUAUAUCUACUAAUAGCCAAUGGAUAUUAGAAGUACGUAAUCCUGCUCAAGAUCGUGAUAAUAAAGCUAUUCAUGCUGCAGCUAGAGCUAUCAACAUCAAUAAUAAUAAGACUGUACAUAAGGAGGAGGAGGAGGUGGAAGAAGAGGAAAAUGAUGCUCUUGAGGAUAUUUCUAACAGACUAAAACAUGCUCGUAAGCUUAUAAGUCUUGUUGAUAAGCAUAUUAAAGAUGAGUUCUAUAAGGUAGUACAAUGA
Perkinsus marinus ATCC 50983 is the source of this 639-nucleotide messenger RNA. RefSeq lists its product as hypothetical. Bases 1 to 639 code for a protein of 212 amino acids. The transcript has 5 exons. The record is from RefSeq and is a predicted model, not a curated record. NCBI's taxonomy places the organism in Eukaryota, Perkinsozoa, Perkinsida, Perkinsidae.